Messenger RNA from Lactuca virosa, 1533 nucleotides. The record is from the annotation of a GenBank genome assembly. NCBI's taxonomy places the organism in Eukaryota, Viridiplantae, Streptophyta, Magnoliopsida, Asterales, Asteraceae.
AUGUUUUCUCUCUCUCUCCUCCAGUUUCUCACUCUACUAUUCAUACUUCUGUACUUGUUUUCUUUGCUUCGGAUCCUGGUAGCGUCCGCCACCAGCAGCAGCAGCUCAAGUAACGGACAUAAGUCAUAUCCGUUGAUUGGCUCUCUUAUUUCUUUCCACCAGAACAGCCACCGCCUCAUCCACUGGUUCACCCACCUCCUUUCUGUCUCACCAUCGCAAACCAUCGUCUUGAAUCGACUUGGAUGGAAGAACAAGAUGAUCAUCACUGCCAACCCUGCUAACGUUGAGUACAUUCUCCGAAGUAACUUCGAAAACUACCCGAAAGGGAAGCCUUUCACCGACAUCCUCGGAGACUUUCUCGGAAUGGGAAUUUUCAACGUCGACGGCGAGCUAUGGAGCACCCAACGUAAGUUAGCUAGCCAUGAGUUCAGCACAAAAUCGUUGCGUGAGUUUAUGAUCAGUGUUCUUGAAGAAGAAAUAACCACAAGGCUUAUUCCAUUGCUGGAAAGCUCGAUUGAAAAUGGCGGCGUGUUGGACAUGCAAGACGUUCUCAAAAGGUUAGCUUUUGAUACCAUAUGUAAGAUCUCUCUUGGGUGGGACCCGUGCUGCUUGGAUUACACCCGCCCUGUUCCCGCGCUUGCCACGGCGUUUGAUGUGGCGGCGGGGGCAAGCGCAAUGCGUGGCACGGCGCCGGCGAACUGGGUGUGGAAGGCGAAGAGGCUGUUUAACUUCGGAAGUGAACGGAGGUUGAAAGAAGCUGUCGGAGUCGUACAUUCUUCAGUGACUGAGAUAAUCCGUGAGCGGCGAAAGCAGAUGGCCGGAAGUGAGAGCCGGAGAGAUUUGUUAUCCAGGUUUAUAUCCGCCGGUCACGGCGAUGAGCUCGUGAGGGACAUGGUGAUAAGCUUUAUGAUGGCUGGAAGAGACACUACAUCGUCGGCGAUGACAUGGCUCCUUUGGCUGCUGACAUGGCACCCCACCGUGAAGAAAAAUAUUCUUGACGAGGUUGCUACAAUAGUCAACGAUCACGACCAGUCAAAUAAGUCACAAUCAUUAAACUUUGAAGAUUUGAAGAAAAUGGAUUAUUUGAAGGCAUGUUUAUGUGAAUCAAUGAGGUUAUACCCGCCGGUGUUGUGGGACUCAAAGCACGCCGGAGAUGAUGACGUGUUACCGGACGGGACGCCGGUGCACAAGGGCAACAGAGUGAUGUAUUUCCCGUAUGGUAUGGGAAGAAUGAAAUCAUUAUGGGGAAAGGACUGUUUGGCGUUUAAACCGGACCGGUGGUUUACUGAACCGGGUGUGUUAAAAAUGGAGACCCCUUAUAAAUUUCCGGUUUUUCAAGGGGGACCAAGGGUGUGUCUUGGAAAAGAGAUGGCGUUUAUGCAGAUGAAAUAUGUAGUGGCUUCUGUUUUAAAACGGUUUGAACUAAUUCCGGUUUGUUUAGAGAAGCCGGUUUUGUUGCCAAUGUUGACGGCUCACAUGGAUGGCGGAUUUAAAGUUAGGGUUCACAGAAGGAGUGACUUUGACCCUUUGUGA